UGACUGUUCGUUGUAAUAAUUUAAUUUUACAAUAAUAAAAAUAAUUUUUCAUAAUUUUUUUUUGUUUUAAGGCUAUUUGGAACGUGAUCCAAUUGUAUUUGACUAUUUAUAAGCCCAUUAUCUAGGGCCCAUGUGGUAAUGGGCUAAUGUCGUCGUUUUUAUAGCAUACAGAGAUUGAGACAAAGGAAGUGUGUUCUGUUCUUCGUAAAAAAACUCGUCUGUUUGAGUUUUUUUGUAUUUAAUGGCGGUCGUCGUCUCCGUUCAUCGUCUUUCCGCAACCCACUUGAUCUCUGAAAACACUAAUCCUCAUAAACUUCAUACGUCUCGCCUGAGCUUUCAACAUCUUCCUCAGACAAACAAGUAUCAGCUCCGUUGCUUAUCUGCGAAAUCGACGCCUUCGAGUCCAGUCCCUGAACCUCCUCAAGAUGGUGAAGAGCAGGAGAGUGUGGGAGUCAAAGCAGCUUUAGCAAUGCUGAGAUUCUACAAGAGGGAGAUAUCGCCGGUGUUACCUAGAAGCUGCCGUUACGUUCCAACUUGCAGCGAGUACUCUAUGGAAGCUUACAAAAAAUAUGGAGUUCUCAAAGGCACUGUUCUCACCACUUGGCGUCUCUGCCGCUGCAAUCCUCUUGGUGGAUCUGGUUUCGAUCCUCCACGAUGGUUUGGUGAGAGUGUGAUCACUCACCAGGCAGAAGAAGAAGAAGAUAGCUAUGGCAAUGAGGAUGAAAGAGAGAUUUGAAUCAAAUAUAAAAGAACAAUAGAAGUUGUAAACUUUAAGAAAAGCUAGCAUAGUUUGUUGUAACUACGAGAGAAUAAGAAUUACAACAUUUGUAAUCAAAAAUAUUUGAUCUUUUGGAGCGA
Messenger RNA from Brassica rapa (field mustard), 858 nucleotides. Its product is annotated as UPF0161 protein At3g09310. Lineage: Eukaryota; Viridiplantae; Streptophyta; Magnoliopsida; Brassicales; Brassicaceae. The record is from RefSeq and is a predicted model, not a curated record.